GCGUUAGCGGGCCUGGGCGUGAUGCUACUGAUGAUUCCUCUCAACAGCUGGUUGGUUCGUCAAGCGAGGAAGUUGAGAGUUCAACAGAUGAAAUACAAAGACGAGAGGAUCAAAAUAAUGAACGAAGUACUUUCCAGUAUUAAAGUCUUAAAACUAUAUGCCUGGGAAGAAAGCUUUGAAGAAAAAAUAACCAAAAUUAGACAGAAUGAAAUCAAAGUUUUGAAAACUGCUGCAAUCUUCAAUAGCAUGAUCCAUUUUUGUUAUACUAUCACACCAUACUUUGUAGCAGUUUCAUCUUUUACCUGCUUUGUGCUUCAUGAUGAACACAACAUCCUAGAUGCCCAGACAGCGUUUGUGUCUCUUGCACUCUUUUACAUUUUGAGGCUACCUCUGAAUAUGUUUUCGCAAAUGCUAAACCAUUUGGCCACAGCAUCUGUAGCUUUGAAGAGAAUCGACAAAUUUUUAAGUAGUGAAGAGCUCGACGCUACGUCAGUAACUCAUGAUCCUACUGAACAUGAUGAGGUGGUGAUAGAAAACGGAACCUUCUCCUGGGAUGGUUCUGAUGUCAACGAGAUCAUUAUACGGGACAUCUACUUGAGGGUUCCUCCGGGAAUGCUGGUUGCCGUUGUGGGUUCGGUAGGAUCCGGCAAGUCUUCCUUACUGUCUGCCGUCCUGGGAGAGAUGAACAAAAUCUCCGGAAGAGUGAAUACAAAAGGUAAAAUAGCUUAUGUGCCACAACAAGCGUGGAUUCAGAACAUGAGUCUGAGGGCAAACAUCACGGGACAGCUAGAGUUUGACAGGGCAGCGUACAGAAGAGUGGUGAAGGCUUGCGCUCUGCAGCAUGAUAUCCACAUGCUGCCAGCUGGUGAUCUCACAGAAAUUGGUGAAAAGGGCAUCAACCUGAGUGGAGGACAGAAGCAGAGGGUCAGUCUUGCCCGAGCUGUCUACUCCAAGGCAGACUUGUAUUUGCUGGACGACCCACUGAGUGCAGUUGACUCCCAUGUCGGCAAACACAUCUUUGAGAAUGUCAUUGGCCCCGGUGGAGUUCUCUCCAAAACGACAAGAUUGUUGGUUACACAUGGGGUCAGUUUUCUGGCGGAGGCUGAUUUGAUAGUGGUGAUGAAGCAAGGCCGCAUCUCAGAGUGCGGAACUUACAAACAGCUGAUUGCUAACAAGGGUGACUUUGCUGACUUUCUGCUCCAGUACUUGGAAGAUGCUCAGGACUCUGAUGAAGACAACGGCAUGGGGGAAAUGCGAGAAGAACUGAUGAAAGAUGCAUCUUUGCGAGACAGAUACAUACGAGCAAUAUCUGCCAGGAGUGAGGAGUCUAUCAAACUGAAUAGGCAACUGUCUGCAAAAUCAAACACAUCCAGUGAAACUGCGCUGAAUGAAUCUAAAACGUCCCUGAACAAUGAGAAGAUGGAUGUCAAGAAUCAUAGAAAACUCAUGACAGUAGAGGAGUCUGAAACUGGAAGUGUGAAGCUCAGUGUGUUUUUCUACUACCUGAAGUCUAUUGGAUUAUUGAUGGCUGCCACAGCUGUAUGUAGUGCAGUCCUCUGCCAGAUGUUCUUAUUGUCUACAAACCAAAUGCUGUCCAAGUUUAUACAUAUAUUUUAUAUCCUCCAAGUGAAGCUCAGUGUGUUUUUCUACUACCUGAAGUCUAUUGGAUUUUUGAUGGCUGCCACAGCUGUAUGUGGUGCAGUCUUCUGCCAGAUGUUCUUAGUGUCUACAAACCUAAUGCUGUCCAAGUUUAUACAUAUAUUUUAUAUCCUCCAGGUGAAGCUCAGUGUGUUUUUCUACUACCUGAAGUCUAUUGGAUUAUUGAUGGAUGCCACAGCUGUAUGUAGUGCAGUCCUCUGUCAGAUGUUCUUAUUGUCUACAAACCUAAUGCUGUCCAAGUUUAUACAUAUAUUUUAUACCCCCCAGGUGAAGCUCAGUGUGUUUUUCUACUACCUGAAGUCUAUUGGAUUAUUGAUGGCUGCCACAGCUGUAUGUAGUGCAGUCCUCUGCCAGAUGUUCUUAUUGUCUACAAACCUGAUGCUGUCCAAGUUUAUACAUAUAUUUUAUAUCCUCCAGGUGAAGCUCAGUGAAGCUCAGUGUGUUUUUCUACUACCUGAAGUCUAUUGGAUUAUUGAUGGCUGCCACAGCUGUAUGUGGUGCAGUCCUCUGCCAGAUGUUAUUAUAUCUACAAACCUAAUGCUGUCCAAGUUUAUACAGGUGAAGCUCAGUGUGUUUUUCUACUACCUGAAGUCUAUUGGAGUUUUGAAGGCUGCCACAGCUGUGAAGCUCAGUGUGUUUUUCUACUACCUGAAGUCUAUCGGAUUAUUGAUGGCUGCCACAGCUGUAUGUGGUGCAGUCCUCUGCCAGAUGUUCUUAUUGUCUACAAACCUGAUGCUGUCCAAGUUUAUACAUAUAUUUUAUAUCCUCCAGGUGAAGCUCAGUGUGUUUUUCUACUACCUGAAGUCUAUUGGAUUAUUGAUGGCUGCCACAGCUGUAUGUGGUGCAGUCCUCUGCCAGAUGUUCUUAUUGUCUACAAACCUAAUGCUGUCCAAGUUUAUACAUAUAUUUUAUAUCCUCCAGGUGAAACUCAGUGAGUUUGUCUACUACCUGAAGUCUAUUGGAUUAUUGAUGGCUGCCACAGCUGUAUGUGGUGCAGUCCUCUGCCAGAUGUUCUUAGUGUCUACAAACCUGAUGUUGUCCAAGUUUAUACAUUUAUUUUAUACCCUCCAGGUGAAGCUCAGUGUGUUUUUCUACUACCUGAAGUCUAUUGGAUUAUUGAUGGCUGCCACAGCUGUAUGUGCUGCAGUCCUCUGCCAGAUGUUCUUAUUGUCUACAAACCUGAUGCUGUCCAAGUUUAUACAUAUAUUUUAUAUCCUCCAGGUGAAGCUCAGUGUGUUUUUCUACUACCUGAAGUCUAUUGGAUUAUUGAUGGAUGCCACAGCUGUAUGUGGUGCAGUCCUCUGCCAGAUGUUCUUAGUGUCUACAAACCUGAUGCUGUCCAAGUUUAUACAUAUAUUUUAUAUCCUCCAGGUGAAGCUCAGUGUGUUUUUCUACUACCUGAAGUCUAUUGGAUUAUUGAUGGCUGCCACAGCUGUAUGUGGUGCAGUCCUCUGCCAGAUGUUCUUAUUGUCUACAAACCUGAUGCUGUCCAAGUUUAUACAUAUAUUUUAUACCCUCCAGGUGAAGCUCAGUGUGUUUUUCUACUACCUGAAGUCUAUUGGAUUAUUGAUGGCUGCCACAGCUGUAUGUGCUGCAGUCCUCUGCCAGAUGUUCUUAUUGUCUACAAACCUGAUGCAGUCCAAGUUUAUACAUAUAUUUUAUAUCCUCCAGGUGAAGCUCAGUGUGUUUUUCUACUACCUGAAGUCUAUUGGAUUAUUGAUGGCUGCCACAGCUGUAUGUGGUGCAGUCCUCUGCCAGAUGUUCUUAUUGUCUACAAACCUAAUGCUGUCCAAGUUUAUACAUAUAUUUUAUAUCCUCCAGGUGAAACUCAGUGAGUUUGUCUACUACCUGAAGUCUAUUGGAUUAUUGAUGGCUGCCACAGCUGUAUGUGGUGCAGUCCUCUGCCAGAUGUUCUUAGUGUCUACAAACCUGAUGUUGUCCAAGUUUAUACAUAUAUUUUAUAUCCUCCAGGUGAAGCUCAGUGUGUUUUUCUACUACCUGAAGUCUAUUGGAGUUUUGAUGGAUGCCACAGCUGUAUGUGGUGCAGUCCUCUGCCAGAUGUUCUUAUUGUCUACAAACCUAAUGCUGUCCAAGUUUAUACAUAUAUUUUAUAUCCUCCAGGUGAAGCUCAGUGUGUUUUUCUACUACCUGAGGUCUAUUGGAGUUUUGAUGGCUGCCACAGCUGUAUGUGGUGCAGUCCUCUGCCAGAUGUUCUUAGUGUCUACAAACCUGAUGUUGUCCAAGUGGUCCAGUGAUAAGUCUACUACAGUCAAUGGUACCCAAGUCGCUGAUAAGACACAUUGGUACCUAGGCGUUUACGCAGCCUUGGGAAUCGGACAAGUUGUGACCAGUGUGAUGUCGAACAUGUGUCUGUUGCUCGGUUGUGUCGCAGCCUCCAGGUUUCUCCACUGCUCCAUGUUGCGGAGAGUUUUGCGAGCUCCGAUGAGUUUCUUCGACACAACGCCGCUGGGUCGGAUCAUCAAUCGCUUCAGCCGAGACAUUGACAUCUGCGAUACUCAACUCUGUUAUAAUCUGCAACAGUUUUUAAACUUUUCCGUGCAGACUAUCGCUAUAAUUGGGGUGAUAACGUACACUACACCACCAUUUAUUUUGGCCAUCAUACCAAUCUUCAUCAUAAACUUUUAUUUCCAGAGACUCUACGUUGCAACGUCAAGACAGUUGAAGAGACUGGAGUCUACGACUCGUUCUCCGAUAUACUCUCAUUUUGGGGAAACAAUUCAAGGCAAGUUACCCAACACAGUGGUACAUAAUGAUGAAUUGGACUUACCUUCAGAUCACAUGUCCAAAAAAUACUCCUUUGGAAAGCCUUUCAAAGUACUGAUACCAGAUAGGAAGGAUUGGUCUGGCGGAAAAGGACCCAUACCCACAGGACACUCAGGCAUUAAAGGAAAUGAAGCUGCAGACAGAUUGGCAAAUACUGCCUCUGCGACAUCAUUGUUAGGCCCGCAACCCUUCUGUGGCAUCUCACGAAACAGUGUAUGUUCUGCGAUUGCGUCAUGGGCCAAGGAAAAGCAUCGCAAACGCUGGGUCGAUGUUCCCCUUCUUAGGAGACUCUACGUUGCAACGUCAAGACAGUUGAAGAGACUGGAGUCUACGACUCGUUCUCCGAUAUACUCUCAUUUUGGGGAAACAAUUCAAGGAGCUCAGUCGAUAAGAGCCUAUGGCCUGCAAGAAGCCUUCACGUUGGAGUGUGAAAGAAGGAUUGACUUUCAUCAAAAGUGUGCCUAUUCUGGCUACAUCGCUCAGAGGUGGUUAUCAUUUCGUCUGGAAGUUGUUGGUAAUUUGAUAGUGUUGUUUGCUGCAUUGUUUGCUGUUCUUUCUCGGGGCUCUUUAGACUCUGGGAUGGCUGGCCUGUCUGUUAUGUACGCAUUACAGGUGAUAAUAACAUUAAACUUUUUCACCCGAAUGACAGCGGAUGUAGAGACAAACUUAGUUUCUGUGGAGAGAAUCAAAGAGUACAGCAACGUCAAACAGGAGGCAGAAAGGAUUGGAGACCCUGGCGUUGAACCCUCGUGGCCGGCCAAGGGUAGGAUUGAGUUCCAGAACUACAGUGUGAGAUACAGAGAAGGACUGGACCUAGUGUUGAAAGGGGUGUCCUUUACAGUCCUGCCAGGGGAAAAGGUAGGUAUCGUAGGGCGUACAGGUGCAGGCAAGUCAUCGUUGACUCUGGCUCUGUUCCGACUUCUAGAGGCGGCUGAGGGCGCCAUCAUCAUAGAUGGACGAGACAUCGCCACCGUGGGACUGCAACAACUACGUAGCAAACUCACCAUCAUACCGCAGGAUCCUGUCCUACUGUCCGGGACUCUACGUCACAAUCUGGAUCCGUUUGAUGAAGCAUCAGAUGAAACUCUGUGGAAGGUCCUUGAACUGUCAAACCUCAAGCCAUUUGUCAAGACUUUACCAUCAGGGCUCCACCAUCAUAUCAGCGAGAGCGGCGAUAACCUCAGUGUAGGUCAGAAGCAGUUGGUGUGCCUAGCUCGAGCGUUGUUGCGGAAAACAAAAGUGUUGGUUUUGGACGAGGCGACCGCAGCGGUGGAUUUGGAAACUGACAAUAUUAUCCAACAAACCAUCCGCAGAGAGUUCAAGAGCUGCACAGUGUUGACAAUCGCACACAGACUGCAGACCAUCAUGGACUAUGACAGGAUUUUGGUGAUGGAGAAUGGGAGAGUGGCAGAGUAUGAAAAUCCAAAAACAUUACUACAAAAUUCAAAAUCUAUAUUUUACCACAUGGUACAAGAUGCUGGUAUAGUGGCAUGACAUGGUUUGUUUUUUAACCACUUACUUACCUAUUUUCUUUAGGGCAUUUAUUAUCAGUAUAUUACACUAUCUAUUAUAUUAGAGAUCAUGAGUUUUAUAAACCAAAAUUAUGAAGUACACCCUAGUUAGUACUUAAUUUACAUAACCGAGUGCCUUAUGAGGUUACAUUUGAAGACAAUAAACUGUUUAAUGACAACUUUU
Messenger RNA from Macrosteles quadrilineatus (aster leafhopper), 6138 nucleotides. RefSeq names its product multidrug resistance-associated protein 1-like. Gene Ontology annotation, molecular function: ATP hydrolysis activity; ATP binding; ABC-type transporter activity. Bases 22 to 5937 code for a protein of 1971 amino acids. The transcript has 27 exons. Gene Ontology annotation, biological process: transmembrane transport. The record is from RefSeq and is a predicted model, not a curated record. Gene Ontology annotation, cellular component: membrane. Lineage: Eukaryota; Metazoa; Arthropoda; Insecta; Hemiptera; Cicadellidae.